ACACGGGGCUGGCGGCGAGGAUGGCCGGCUUCGCGGAGCUCGGCCUGUCGUCGUGGCUGGUGGAACAAUGUCGGCAGCUGGGUUUGAAGCAGCCCACGCCCGUACAACUCGGCUGCAUCCCCGCCAUCCUGGAGGGUCGGGACUGCCUGGGCUGUGCCAAGACAGGCAGCGGCAAGACAGCAGCGUUUGUCCUGCCCAUCCUGCAGAAGCUGUCUGAGGAUCCCUAUGGCAUCUUCUGCCUCGUCCUGACACCCACCAGGGAGCUGGCCUACCAGAUCGCAGAGCAGUUCCGGGUCCUGGGGAAGCCUCUGGGCCUGAAAGACUGCAUCAUCGUAGGCGGCAUGGACAUGGUGGCUCAGGCCCUGGAGCUCUCCCGGAAACCACACGUGGUCAUUGCCACUCCGGGGCGCCUGGCAGACCACCUCCGCAGCUCCAGCACCUUCAGCAUAAAGAAGAUCCGCUUCCUGGUGCUGGAUGAGGCGGACCGGCUGUUGGAGCAGGGCUGCACUGACUUUACUGUGGACCUGGAGACCAUCCUGGCGGCCGUGCCGGCCCGCAGGCAGACCCUGCUCUUCAGUGCCACACUGACCGACACGCUCCGGGAGCUGCAGGGCCUGGCCACCAACCAGCCCUUCUUCUGGGAGGCUCAGGCCCUGGUACGCACGGUGGAGCAGCUGGAUCAGCGCUACCUGCUGGUGCCUGAGAAGAUCAAGGAUGCCUACCUGGUCCACCUGAUCCAGAACUUCCAGGACGAGCACGAGGACUGGUCCAUCAUCAUUUUCACCAACACGUGCAAGACCUGCCAGAUCCUGUGCAUGAUGCUGCGCAAAUUCAACUUCCCCACCGUGGCCCUGCAUUCCAUGAUGAAACAGAAAGAACGCUUUGCCGCCCUGGCCAAGUUCAAGUCUAGCAUCUACCGGAUCCUGAUCGCGACAGAUGUGGCCUCCCGGGGCCUGGACAUUCCCACAGUGCAGGUGGUCAUCAACCACAACACUCCCGGGCUCCCGAAGAUCUACAUCCACCGAGUUGGCCGGACCGCCCGUGCAGGGCGGCAGGGACAGGCUAUCACACUGGUGACGCAGUAUGACAUCCACUUGGUACACGCCAUAGAGGAGCAGAUCAAGAAGAAGCUGGAGGAGUUCUCAGUGGAGGAGGCCAACGUGCUGCAGAUUCUCACGCAGGUCAACGUGGUGCGGAGGGAGUGUGAGAUUAAACUAGAGGCAGCCAACUUUGACGAAAAGAAGGAGAUCAACAAGCGGAAGCAGCUGAUCCUGGAGGGGAAGGACCCUGACCUGGAGGCCAAGCGCAAGGCAGAGCUGGCCAAGAUCAAGCAGAAGAACCGGCGCUUCAAGGAGAAGGUAGAGCAGGCCCUGCAGCAGCAGAAGGCCAGCAGGGCUGGCCGCCAGGGGCAUCCACCUGGGGUCCAGCCUGAGGCCCGUUCAGCCCCAGCACCCACCCAGGACCCGGCCUGAGUUCCACACGGCCCCCACCUGCCCAGCCUGAGAUUCCUUCAUCGAGCUAAGGUUCAGAGGGUCCCCCCCUGGGGACAGUCCCCCCUCCCAGCCUGCCCGGUCCCCCUCAGCGGAGCCCAUGGACACCCACGUUGUACAGCCCCCAACUGGCCCCUUCUCAGAACCUUGGCCAAGAGUCAGGCUGCAGGGGAGGAAAGAACGCUGGCUGUGAGGUUGGGCCCAGUUCCACAUACGGUGACCCCAGCCCAAGGUCACCUCAUGGGUGUGCCACGGGGCCCCAGAGCGACGGUGUGUCGCUCACAGGAGGUACUCAAUAAAUGGGUCUUUCGACUUCCUCCAUCUGACUCUCAGGGAGUCAGGGCAGGAGAGGA
Messenger RNA from Diceros bicornis minor, 1843 nucleotides. RefSeq names its product DEAD-box helicase 49 (gene DDX49). The record is from RefSeq and is a predicted model, not a curated record. Bases 21 to 1472 code for a protein of 483 amino acids. The transcript is spliced from 13 exons. Lineage: Eukaryota; Metazoa; Chordata; Mammalia; Perissodactyla; Rhinocerotidae. Gene Ontology annotation, molecular function: nucleic acid binding; ATP binding; RNA helicase activity.